GUUGCACGCUCGAGUCAGUCGACAGUCGGCCGCCCACAGCGAUGGACUUCAACAACAAAGUCGUAGUAAUCACGGGCGCGAGCUCCGGAAUCGGGGCCUCAGCUGCCGUCCUGUUCGCGAGACAAUCGGCCAAACUUGUCCUGGUCGGCCGGAAUGAAGAGAAUCUCAACAAAGUCGCGGCACAGUGCGAGACGGCCCGCGGAAUUAGACCCCUAGUCGUGCGAGCGGAACUAGACACGGACGCAGACGUCGAAGCAAUCGUAUCGAAAGCAAUAGAAGAGUUCGGAGCUAUCAAUGUGCUGGUGAACAACGCCGGCGUCGGCGUGUGCGGGAGCGUUCUCGACGGCGUCGGACCCUACGAUAAAGUCAUGGCCACAAACGUGAGAGCGGUGUACUUACUAACCAGCUUAGCCGCACCCCAUCUCAUCAAAACUAAAGGCAAUAUCGUUAAUGUAUCCAGUGUUGCUGCUUUCAAACCGAUCAAGGAUGCUGAUUAUCUUCCGUACUGCGUUUCCAAAGCCGCGCUUGAUCAGUUCACGAAGUGCGUGGCGCUAGAGAUGGCCCAGCACGGCGUGAGAGUCAACUCUGUGAACCCGGGAGGAACUAGGACGCCCUUCGCAGAGAACGCCGGCUUCACAAAGGCGCAAGUUGAAGAAUUAUAUAAAGCCCGCGAUAAAAACUACCCGCUCGGUAAAAUGGCGGAAAGUGAGGAAGUGGCUGACCUGAUUGUUUAUCUGGCCAGCGAUCGCGCGCGCAGUAUCACCGGCGGCGUCCACGUCAUCGAUAACGGGGAAUCAUUGAUGUGAAUAUAUUAGCGGGAAUGUGUGGACGUAGACGUAAUCUUGAUAUGGCUAUAUAACGAAAAGGGCGCGCUGAGUGGUUCCAGACAAUGAGACGGUUUUAUUAAAAUUUUGUGCGUCCCGCAUACAAUUGGAUCCUUACCUAUCAAAAAAGUCGUCUCGACCUUUUCCAACAUUUUUAUAACAUGGAAUACUUGUGAAGGUACAGCUCUGUCAGCAGUAACUUACGCGUGUUAUAAGAGCGGAUACAAGGACUAACAAUAUAGGUCGCAGUAGACAAAUGACGGCUCAGUGCUAAUAUAGUCCGUGUUGUGUUGGUCGUUAGUCUUGAUUUUGCCGGCGCUGGCAUGCUACGUAAAGCAGAACGUAUGGUCGGCGCAAAUGAGGAGUAACACACACGGUCGGAAGUAAAAACACACGGCGUGUGAUAACUUCGCUGGAAUUCCGUAUUAAGUUUCUCAUCUAACUACAUGUAUUCCUGUAAUAUUUCACAUUUACCUUUCCGCCGGCAUGUUUGUUUAUGAUAUGGCGUUCUGCGUUUUAGCGUUUGUUUACUGUGUUGCAAAUAUUAAUUAACUUUAGUUGCGAAGUUAUUUGAUGGCUGUUAGUAUUCAUAAGUAGGCAAGUUGCCGUUAAGUUAAUGCACAUUAGUUUUCAGAACACAUUAACAACAUUCUUAAUACUCUGUAUGCUACUUAUAACUUCCGAUUGGUGAACUUAAUGUAAAUUAGUAAAAAAAACUACAUAUUUAUGUAAAUAUGCUUUUGUUGUAAAUAGAAAAGAGAUAAGUAAGUACCUAACAAAAUAAAUCUAUUUAAAACUCAUUAAAUCUAUUUGAAACUCA
Molecule: messenger RNA, 1644 nt
Organism: Plutella xylostella (diamondback moth)
Lineage: Eukaryota; Metazoa; Arthropoda; Insecta; Lepidoptera; Plutellidae
Product: meso-2,3-butanediol dehydrogenase
Molecular function (GO): oxidoreductase activity
Source: RefSeq, a predicted model, not a curated record